This is a messenger RNA of Acanthoscelides obtectus, 363 nucleotides long. Lineage: Eukaryota; Metazoa; Arthropoda; Insecta; Coleoptera; Chrysomelidae. The record is from the annotation of a GenBank genome assembly.
AUGUGGGGUGUCCGCGUUUGCGCAAUAGCACGUUUUUUGGUACUGAAGUGUACAUUAGCAAAAAAAUACUGGCUGGAGAAAGGCUGAACCCGCUAAGGAAAGAUUGGCAGUAACGUUGCGGUUUUUAGCUACAGGAGAAAGUUAUUUCAGUCUUGGAGAACUGUUAAAAAUUUCACCACAACUUCUUUCCUCACUGAUUCCCGAAGUCUUCACAGGGAAGCUCACUCACAGGAAAUCCUAGAGAUGCCGACCACAGAAGAAGAAUGGCUUUCGGUCUCACGUUUGUUUUUCAAGAAAUGGAAUGUUCCCAAUUGUUGUGGAUCUAUUGAUGGGAAACACAUACGUAUAAUUUUUCAAUUAUAA